Messenger RNA from Plutella xylostella (diamondback moth), 2251 nucleotides. RefSeq names its product serine protease inhibitor 12 (gene serpin-12). Gene Ontology annotation, molecular function: serine-type endopeptidase inhibitor activity. The record is from RefSeq and is a predicted model, not a curated record. NCBI's taxonomy places the organism in Eukaryota, Metazoa, Arthropoda, Insecta, Lepidoptera, Plutellidae.
AUUUAAUUCCUUUUCUGGUCUUCACUCGUACUUGUUGUCAGCUAGCCACCAGAGUGUUUUGUGUUAAAAAAGUGUGUGAUUUAAAGGAAUAAGUGUGAUAUUAGUGUGUUGAUACCAAAUGAGAAAGUCUAGUGAUAUUAAAGUUUACGAUUUCAAGUUACUAACCCUUAAAAUCAAGAGAUGAAGUAUCAAAUUCUAUGUCUGUGCGUUUUGGCAUUGUGGAACAUUGAGCUUGUGAAAUGCUACUCGCCGUUGGCAUCAUUUGUACCGCCAUUUAUAAAAAACAGAUUUGCAUCAAAUAAUCCACCAGUACCGAAUGCAGAAAAAGACUUUCAGGACAACUACAACAAAUUGUUCAAUCAAAACAACGCUCAAGCGCAGAACUCACAGCAAGCAUUAGCGGUAGUUCCUGCUAAUGAUGUGACGGUUAGAUCGCAAGUCGAUAAUAAUGUAUACUUCCAAAAGAAACCAACUCAAAACCCUCAGCCAAACUAUGAACCAGCAAGCAAUCAACGACCUAUUAGUACUCCAACUAAUAAUGACCAAAACAUUCGACAGCCGAAUAACGAACCAACAGUACUUGGCUUAAACAAUGGUCAGAACUUUCCAAAUGGUUUCCCGAAUUAUGGCCUCACGAGCAAUAAUCAACAUAUAAAUGGCCAAUACGACAACAACGGCCAACCAAACUAUGGCCAGUCGAACUCUCAGACAAAUAACGGACAGAAAUUCGUUCCGACUAAAACACAAACUGCAAAUAGUCAACUAACCAAUGGCGAAUACUACACUGGACCAUCAAGUUAUGACCCACCGAUUAAUGGCCCAUCAGUAGGAGUGGCACAAAAUGGAAAACCGUAUUCUGAUGAAAGAGUGACCUUCCAAGAGGGUGUAGACACUCAGCAGAGGGUGGGGUUCGUGUCCAGCCCUGGGGCCCCGCCUCAGUCCCAAUACGCUGGUCUGCCGCCCGCCGCGCUGCCACCAGCACUACAAGAAUACAGCAAAAUGUCACUUACGAUGACGAACUUCGGCCUCAAUCUUUUGAAGAAUCUAGCUCACCCAGGCAACGUGGUGGUCUCUCCCUACUCGAUAGCGGUCUGCCUGGCGCUGCUGCAGCAGGGUGCUCGAGGGGACGCCGAGUACCAGAUCUCCAGGGUCAUAGGCAUGCGGGCCGACGAGGCGGCCUACUCGUACAAACGACUUACUGAUACUGUCAAGAACCGCUCUUCGAAGAACAUCUUUCAGGUCGCCACCAGCAUCUUCACUGCUAUGAAUGCGUUCCAAUUAAAUCAGAACUUCAGUAAUGUAGCGAAGCAAAACUUCGACUCCGAAGUAAACCCGAUCAACUUCGAGCGACCUGCUUAUGCAGUCAGUAGAAUCAACUCUUGGGUAGCUGUGAAAACAAAGAACUUUAUCAAGCAACUAUUGUCAACAGACAGUAUAUCCGCUGCCACGCAACUGGUGUUGGCUAAUGCGGUAUACUUCAAGGGGACGUGGCAGACGCGCUUCAGCUCAGAAAUGACCCAGCCCAUGGAAUUCUAUUUGGAAAAUGGUCAGAGGAAAAUGGUGCCGUUCAUGAGACAGAUAACGAACUUCCAGGCUGGUUUGGAUAAAUAUAUUGGGGCACAAGUUGUUGUUAUGCCGUUUGAGGGAGCUCAGUAUUCGCUGAUGUUAAUUCUACCGGAAGGAGGGUCUUCUUUGGACACAGUUUUAUCCAAAAUUGACGAAGUUAGACUGCUGGAGUACUCUAAACUCGAAUCCAGAGAAGUAAGGAUGUUCCUGCCCAGGUUCACAAUACGAACAGACACACAGCUUCGGAAUGUCUUACAAAAGAUGGGCCUGACAAGGAUAUUCGAAGCAAGGUCGGACCUAUCCGGGAUAGAGGCAACUGGCACGCAAACCCCGAAAGUAUCUACAGCCGUCCAUACUGCAGUAUUGAGUAUAGACGAGCAAGGAGGCACAGCUGCCGCAGCCACGGGUUUUGCUGCUGUGGCCUUGUCGGGUGAUGAUGACACGAUAUACUUCAAGGCUGACCGACCGUUCCUGGCUAUUCUAUGGGAUAGCCAACAAGCCGUCCCGCUGUUUCUGACAAAGAUUAAAGAUCCAUCGUAAAGCAUCCAGCAGGUUGAGCUUCACAUCAGAUACCUAUUGGAGACAAGGACAAUAUAAAUUUGACUAAGGUUAAUGUUUAAGUGUUGAAUUGAUAGUAAUUCUUAGAAGUGAUAUUAAAAUACUCAACAUGGUCCAGAAAAUGAAA